AUGCAGAAGGCAGACUACACAAAACAGAUGCACAAUUACAGUUACGACUAUGGCGUUCGGCCGACGUGUUGUUGCGGAGUGCAUGUUCAGGUAGGGAAUUUGCAUAAUUUAUGUAUAUUUUUUCGGGAUUUGAGUAUUACACGGUUGAGUGUGGCUUUUAUUUUAAAGAGUGGAAAAAAAUGAUUUUGCUAAAUUUCGAAAAUUUGAAUAUGCAAAUUUGAAUAUGCAAAUUUGAAAAUGUGGGUGUUCAAAUUUGAAUAUGCAAGUAUGAAAAUUUGAAUAUGCAAAUUUGAAAAUGUGGGUGUUCAAAUUUGAAUAUGCAAAUAUGAAAAUGUGGGUGUUCAAAUUUGAAUAUGCAAAUUUGAAAAUGGGGGUAUUCAAAUUUGAAUAUGCAAAUUUGAAAAUGUGGGUGUUCAAAUUUGAAUAUGCAAAUUUGAAAAUGUGGGUGUUCAAAUUUGAAUAUGCAAAUUUGAAAAUGUGGAUAUUCAAAUUUGAAUAUGCAAAUUUGAAAAUGGGGGUAUUCAAAUUUGAAUAUGCAAAUUUGAAAAUGUGGGUGUUCAAAUUUGAAUAUGCAAAUUUGAAAAUGUGGGUAUUCAAAUUUGAAUAUGCAAAUUUGAAAAUGUGGAUAUUCAAAUUUGAAUAUGCAAAUUUGAAAAUGUAGGUGUUCAAAUUUGAAUAUGCAAAUUUUCAAAUUUUCAUAUUCAAAUUUGAACAUGCAAAUUUAAAAAUUUGAAUAUUCAAAUUACUGAAUUUUAAUAUUUAAAAUUUUGAUUAUAAAAAUUUGCAUAUCAUAUUGUCCGGAAAAGAAUGAGCACUCUGUCGCAUCAAAAAUCGCAUCGCCGUCGUGAAGAUGAAGUGUGUCGCAGCAAAAUCAAGUUGCUCAUUAUUUUUCCGACAGAUUGGUUUCUUUUCUAUAUGCAAAUUUAACAACAAAAAAAUUUUUUAGUCGUUUCAGAUAAACAAAUUAUCUUUUUGCCUUGAUAUUUUUUAAUAUAAAAAUUUGAGAGCCUAAAAUAUUCAAAUUUAUACAAAUUAAUGCCGCAUUUUCAGACGGGCGCUCUAAUCAUCGGGGUGGUCGGAAUGCUCUCCGGAAUAGCUGCCAUCGCCUUCACCGCCUUCUACGGCAUGUACAUUCAAAUGGCGGCGGCGAUCAUCGGGUUCAUCUUGUACUUCUUGCUGGUUCUUGGUAUCAACUUCAAACUACCUCAUCUCUUCCUCCCAUUUUUGGUCAUAAACUUUGUUGGUGUUAUUCUAUACGGCUGCUUCUACAUUGGCUCGGUGCUCUACUUGUUGAUCGAGCUGAUCUCGUCGUUGAGCAACGACUACACGAGUCGGGAGGCAAUGCAUGGACGGAGUAAGUGGAUUCUUUUGUAAAGUGUCAUAAAAGAUAGGGAAAGUAAAAUCAGCACCAUUUUUAGUGUUUAUCGGUCAGGUCUUUUAUAAAAUUUGUAAAAAUUUAAAAAUUCUCAAAACUUUUUUUACGUGCGCUGUGCGAGAGUAAGGCGUGAUUCAGCAUCCUGCAAACGGUUUUUUGGCUGUCGCUUGCACCUUUUUUUCACAAUGCUAACGCCAAAAAUUGAUCCGGCGGCUUUCAGGAGGGGCUAUUAGCCUUUUUAUAGAGAGAAAAAAAGUCUGCUCACUUUCAAAAAACCGUAGUGUGAAGUGCUAAGCUUAUUUUUUAAAUCGAGUUUUAAAUAUCAGAGGUAGCGUAAUAUCAGUCUGUCGGGAAAAUAAUGAACACUGUCGCAUCUAAAAUCGCAUCGCCGCUGAGAAAAUGAAUUGUGUCGUGAGAAAAUAAAAUUUCUUUUCUCGGAGCGACAUAUUACUCAUUAUUUUCCCGACAAAAUUUUAUGCAAAUUUUUACAUAUUAAAAUUCAGUAAUUUGAAUAUUAAAACCAGAAAUUUGAAUAUUCACAUUUUCAAAUUUGCAUAUUCAAAUUUUCGAGAUCUCCAAGAUAACUCUUUCCACUUUUUAAAAUACUGUUUAAAAGUCACACUUAAUACCCAAGUUAAAAAAAUAUGCAAAUUUCCUAAAAAUUUUAAUGCUGACUAAAAAAUACAAAAUCAUCUUUUCAGUGAUCCGCUGGCUCACCUUCUUCCAAAUGGUGGUCAUCCUGCUGUGCCUCGUGGUCGGCAUGUGGUUCGAGACCGUCGUCUAUCGGGCCUUCCGCUUCCUGAAAGAGGACAUGCUCGAUCUGCCCAUUGCGCAGAGCAACGUGAUAUCGACGCACUUCUUGCAGCCCGCCACCUUCAAGAAGAGCCCGCCGGGACAGAUUGUGUGA
Molecule: messenger RNA, 2282 nt
Organism: Bursaphelenchus xylophilus (pine wood nematode)
Lineage: Eukaryota; Metazoa; Nematoda; Chromadorea; Rhabditida; Aphelenchoididae
Source: the annotation of a GenBank genome assembly